AUGAAACUAAGACCGAACUCGACGGUCCAAGAGCUUGUGGAUGCUUUCAAAGUUGCAAGACCAGCGGUUCUACACUUUGGACAAAAUGUUGAAGCUACUAGAGAUACCAUUGGGAAGACUCAGAAAAGGAAGAUAGACGACACGGACAUGGAAGAGGGUGAAGAUGAGGACGAGGAGUACGUGGAUCACAGUCUUCGACGAAGGGAAGUUAGGUGGAGGAAUCGAAGGCGUUCGAUAUCGGAUGGAGAGAACAAUGACCACUUUGUCUACGAUGGAAGGGAUGAUGGCUUUCAGCCAGAGGACGGCUUGACUGCAUGUCCCAUCUGCGGGGCGAGAAUGAAGGAGGAAGCAGUCUAUCCUCACUUAGAUGUACACAACAAUUCAGCAUCAAAAACAUCACCAGCAAGGCAGUCAGCUCCUCGUCUCAACGUGAUUGCAAAUUCUCGUCGACCUGCAAAGGCUAUGGAGCGUCUUCCUCAACUGAACUACUCCUUGCUCAAAGAUAACGCAUUGCGGAAAAAGCUCUCUGAACUCGGCAUACCCAAUGGAGGUCCUAAAGAUCUGCUCAUACGGAGACAUACGGAAUGGGUCAACCUCGUGAAUGCAAACUGCGAUUCGUCAAAACCGAAGACGAAGCGUGAGCUAGUUCAAGAACUGGAAGCUUGGGACAGAACUCAGGGCCGUCAGAUCUUGGGUAAUUGUAACGGGACAGGCAGUGCUUCUUCCGUGAUGAGCAAAACUUUUGACGGGGCAGCAUGGGCCAGUAAUCAUGGUAAUAAUUUUCAAGCAUUGAUCGCUCAAGCCCGCCGGAAGGUGAACGCUAAGGUCGAAUCCACCAGCAGCACUAACGGCACUCCCAAUCCGGUGCUUGAUCGACGUACUGACGACGGAUGUUUGGCUACAAGCGCGAAUCGCAACUCAGCAGAAAGCGUGGAUCAGUUGCACGAUAUCCAAUCACCAAGAAAUCUAGCGGACUUAGAUGUAGGUGAUUGA
Letharia columbiana is the source of this 993-nucleotide messenger RNA. RefSeq lists its product as uncharacterized. Gene Ontology annotation, molecular function: single-stranded DNA binding; ubiquitin protein ligase activity. Bases 1 to 993 code for a protein of 330 amino acids. NCBI's taxonomy places the organism in Eukaryota, Fungi, Ascomycota, Lecanoromycetes, Lecanorales, Parmeliaceae. Gene Ontology annotation, biological process: DNA damage tolerance; protein monoubiquitination. The record is from RefSeq and is a predicted model, not a curated record. The transcript has 3 exons. Gene Ontology annotation, cellular component: Rad6-Rad18 complex; nucleus.